AUGGGAAAUGGAACAUAUUUUUUCUUCAUGUUGUUUGAAAAUCUUGGGAGCAUAAAAUAUGUUUUUUUCAGUUUAGGGUUUAUUUUUUACUGUGUUGUCAUAUACUUUAAUGUUCUUACUAUUCUUGCUGUAUUUCUGGAAAGGACAUUGCACCAACCCAUGUACAUUUUGAUUUCAUGUUUAUCCAUCAACUCUGUAUAUGGUACAGCUGGCUUUUUCCCAAGGUUACUGACAGACCUGCUGUAUGAUACACACAGAAUCUCCUUUGAAGCUUGCAUCAUACAGAGUGUUGUGAUUUACUCAUAUGCAGCUUGUGAGCUUACAAUCUUAAUGUUAAUGGCAUUUGAUAGGCUUGUUGCAAUUAGUAAACCUUUGCAUUACAACAACAUAAUUACCACACGCUUUCUAACUCUUUUAAUAGUUAUAGCAUGGCUUUAUCCAAUUAUCUGUGUUGGUUCUGGUGGUCUUUUGACAUCCAGGCUGAAAAUGUGUGGUAGCAAAUUGUUUAAGGUAUACUGCCACAACUAUACUCUUUUAUUGUCAAACCUAUCUUAA
Messenger RNA from Cyprinus carpio (common carp), 555 nucleotides. RefSeq names its product olfactory receptor 51I2-like. Lineage: Eukaryota; Metazoa; Chordata; Actinopteri; Cypriniformes; Cyprinidae. The record is from RefSeq and is a predicted model, not a curated record. Gene Ontology annotation, cellular component: membrane. Gene Ontology annotation, molecular function: olfactory receptor activity. Gene Ontology annotation, biological process: G protein-coupled receptor signaling pathway.